AUGCCACUCUUACGUCCCGCCCUCGUGGCCCCCGUGGGCGCCCGCCUCACAAACACAGCCUCGGCACGAUUCGGCCUCGCUGCAAGACCACAGCUGGCGUUGUUAAGCACCGCUGCUUCGCCUUCCAUACUUACCCAUGCUACUACAAGACCACUGCUCCACCACGCCUCAAGACCGACCACCAGCAUCCGUUACCUGAUACAGUCAAAUAAGCGCUUCUAUGCCGCGUCUGCUGAAUCUUACGCGGGCCACAGCUCACACUCGCAUCGCAGCUCAGCCCGCAUCGCAUCGAUGGCCAUCGCUGGCAUCGGCGGGUCCCUCCUCAUCGGAUACUACCUCGCACAAGGCCCGCUCCAGUCCGAUACCUCCUCAACCGACCCGCAGCCAGAGAACCCGCAGCAUCGUGACUUUGCUCCUCCCGUCGAGGAAGAUGACGAAGACUUGGCACGACGCAAUAUCGUCGUCCGCGUCUUCUUCAAGAUCGGAAACAUCGUACAGGUCUGGAUCAUCGAGCCCUUCGGCACCGCACGUCGCUUCCUCUACCUCCUCCUUCUCUUUGCUCCCGUCAUCCUCGCAGCACCCAUGCUCCUCGUCGGUGCUCGGCGCGAGAAAGGGCGCAUGCGCGGCAGAAAGGUGCGCAAGGACGAGGACGGCGAUCGUUGGGGCGCCAUCUGGUGGUACUCGUUCUUGGUCAAACAGAUGGAGCGCGCAGGGCCCACCUUUAUCAAGCUCGCACAGUGGGCCGGCAGUCGUCAAGAUCUCUUCCCUGAGGAGCUGUGCCAGCGUCUUGGACGCCUGCACUCCAACGGCAAGCCGCACUCAUUCCGUUACACCAAGCGCGUCAUCGAGCGCAUCUUCCAGAUGCCCUUUGACGAGAUCUUUGAAGAGUUUGGCCACGAGCCCAUGGGCAUCGGCGCUGUAGCACAGGUAUACAAGGCAAAGCUCAAGCAUGAUCUACUGCCACCUGGAUAUAGAAGAGCCAAGAAGGAGCCAACUUCCGGCGAGACCACAAAGAAGCUUUCUAAAACGCUUGCACUCUCCUACGAAGAGGACGUGGCGCCACCCCAGAUCCCUACCAAUAGCGUUGCCAUCAAGAUCCUCCACCCGCGUGUCGAAAAGACCAUCGGACGCGACAUCAAGAUCAUGCGCUUCUUCGCCAGCCUCAUCAACGUCAUUCCUGGUGCAGAAUGGCUUUCGUUCCCAGAGGAGGUCGAUGUGUUUGCCGACAUGAUGUUCUCGCAGCUCGAUCUGCGCAACGAGGGCAACAACCUGCGCAGGUUUGAGCACAACUUCUCGCGCCGCCGCUCCGCCAUCUCGUUCCCGCGUCCGCUCACCGAGUUCAGCACGAAGCAGGUGCUCAUCGAAGAGUUCGAGGACGCGCUUCCGCUCAAACACUUCCUCCAGCUCGGCGGCGCCAAGUUCGACCACCGCAUCGCCAACCUCGGCCUGGAUGCUUUCCUUAACAUGCUGCUCAUCGACAACUUCACCCAUGCCGAUCUGCAUCCGGGCAACAUCAUGAUCAAGUUUUACAAGCCCUCCACCGAGUCGCUGCUCUCGGACCUCUUUGCGCGCAUCCUGAGCAAGUUCGACAGCGACUAUGCGCCCGGUCACCGCAAGGCGCCGGCUACGCCCGACGACCAGGUGGACGAGAGCAUCGUCCAGCGUCUGCGUCCGCUCAACCACGACCAGGACGCGUGGCUCGACGAGCUCGAUCGGCUCGACGCGCAGGGCUACCAGCCCGAGAUCGUGCUCAUCGACGCCGGUCUCACCGUCGAGCUGACUCCGCUCAAUAGGCGCAACUUCCUCGACCUCUUUUCGGCCGUGGCUCAGUUUGACGGCGCACUCGCGGGACACCUGAUGGUGGAGCGAUGCAGGACGCCCGACCUGGUGGUGGACGAAGACGUAUUUGCGAUGAAGAUGCAGGAUCUCGUGCUGAGCGUCAAGUCCAAGACGUUUUCGCUCGCAAAGAUCAAGAUCUCGGACGUGCUCAACAAGGUGCUCAUGGCCGUGCGCGACCACCACGUCAAGAUGGAGGCCGACUUUGUCAACACGGUCAUCUCCAUCCUGCUGCUCGAGGGCAUCGGUAGACAGCUCGAUCCGGACAUGGACCUGUUCAAGAGCGCGCUGCCGAUCCUGAGGCAUUUGGGACGCGAGUUGCAGCACCAGGAGGGUGGCGGUAUGCACGUGCCUAAGAAGGAGGAGAUCAAGCGUAUGCUGCCCAUGAUCAAGGUGUGGCUCUACAUGGAGGCGCGCGGCAUCCUCUCGGCGUUUACCGAUGCGAAAGUCAGCACCGUCGAUGCCUUCAUGCGCUACGGCUGGCAUUCAGAGUAG
Moesziomyces aphidis is the source of this 2331-nucleotide messenger RNA. Lineage: Eukaryota; Fungi; Basidiomycota; Ustilaginomycetes; Ustilaginales; Ustilaginaceae. The record is from the annotation of a GenBank genome assembly.